GUUCAGUGGCUCCUGGUCUAUCUCCAGCCCACACAAACACCAUAUACCCCCUGGGCAGGUAUGUAAGAAGCCCCCAGUGACACUGAGGGACCCCCUGGAGCCUGCCUGCUCCACCCUCUCACACCCCCUCAAGGUAGAAAAGCAGCCAGAGCCGCUUGGGCUUCAGGCACGGAGGGAAGCCGUCUGCUCCUAGCCAUGGGGACUUUCAAUCUGUGGACAGACUACCUGGGCCUGGCAAGCCUGGUUGGGGCUCUGCAUGAGGAAGAGGUGCCUGAUGUCAGGCUGGACCCCAAGCCAGAGCCCAAGCCGAGCCUGGAAAGCCAGAGAGCCAGCAAGGAACCCUCAACAGUUCCUGAACGUUUGUGCUCAUUCUGCAAGCACAAUGGGGAGUCCCGUGCCAUCUAUCAGUCCCACGUCCUGAAGGAUGAGGCGGGCCGAGUGCUGUGUCCCAUCCUGAGGGAUUAUGUGUGUCCCCAGUGUGGGGCCACUCAGGAGCACGCCCACACUCGACGCUUCUGCCCACUCACCGGCCAGGGCUACACUUCUGUCUACUGCUACACUACCCGGAACUCUGCAGGCAAAAAGCUGACCCGGCCUGACAAGGCAAAGUCACAGGAUGCUGGCCACCACUCUGGAGGAGAAGCAGCAGCAGGUUCCAAAAGUGGCAGGAAGUCCUCUGGACCUUCACCCUCGGCCUACAGUCCCUCCACUACAGCCUAGGAGCUUGGAGUGGGGAGGACCAUGGGGUACCCUUGCCAAGGGUCUGGACAAGGCAUGCUGGAGACUGGAUCUUGCUUAAGACUCUGAGGCUGGCCACAGUUGUUGGAGAUCGCCAGCCCUUCCCCCACCCUAGUCCUGCUUGUGUUGUUGCAUCAGCACCCAAUAAAUGGUGAGGAGUGGAGCCUA
This is a messenger RNA of Mesocricetus auratus (golden hamster), 906 nucleotides long. It is a transcript of the gene Nanos3, whose product is annotated as nanos C2HC-type zinc finger 3. The record is from RefSeq and is a predicted model, not a curated record. NCBI's taxonomy places the organism in Eukaryota, Metazoa, Chordata, Mammalia, Rodentia, Cricetidae. Gene Ontology annotation, molecular function: mRNA binding; zinc ion binding. Gene Ontology annotation, cellular component: perinuclear region of cytoplasm. Bases 196 to 720 code for a protein of 174 amino acids. The transcript is spliced from 2 exons. Gene Ontology annotation, biological process: oogenesis; negative regulation of translation.